AUGGCUGCAUACAAUGCCCAGGAUAGCUACCAAGGGUCCUAUCGGGCCGGGACGAUCACGAUGACUGUCCUGGGCGUCUUGUUCGUGAUUUUACGUUUUCUCGCACGGUGGAAGAAAUCACUAAAGCCAGGCUUGGACGACUAUUUUAUCGUGCUCGCUCUCUUUCCUUUGUUAGCACUCGUUGGAUUGAUGCUAUCUUUAACUAAUUAUGGCAUGGGUUUACAUUCUCAGGUCUUGCCGUUAGCAAACAUCAUAAUGAUUGCAAAGCUUCUACUGAUAUUUGAGAUCAUGUACGUCACAACGGUAGCAACCACCAAAAUUUCUAUCCUCCUCAUGUACUGUCGCAUCUUCCCCACGAGGGAAAUCCGCAUCGCCUCCUUGGUAUUGGGUGGGAUGACACUCUCCUGGCUUGUCGCUAUUAUCCUCGUGAGCGUCUUCCAAUGCAAUCCGAUUCCGCGAGCCUGGGACACGCGCAUUCCUGGUAAAUGUAUCAACCUUAAAGGCAUGUUCAUCGGAAACGCAGUACCCAACAUUGUCACCGACAUUCUCAUUCUGUCUCUACCGGUGAAGGUGGUGUGGGGACUGCACGCAAGCCUCACGCAUCGACUCGUUGUCUUCACUAGUGCCUAUCGCUUCGCUACCAUUUUUGGAUUCGACCCGACGGACAUUGCCUGGACACUCGGAAGAUCCUGCACCUGGUGUGUCGUUGAAUCCUCAACGGGUGUUAUCUCCGCCUGCAUGCCGACCCUGCGCCCACUGUUCAUGAUAGUUUCAUCCAAGUUCUCCAGCCGGUCUGGGACUAGAUCACGAACUACUGAUAUCGACCAAUCUAAAGGUUAUGAGUUGGAUAACUCUGCCCUACGACCGGCGAAUGAGCCGCGUAAUAAAACCAGAACACAGCUGGAGGUGUCCCAUGCCGACGAUGGGUCUGAGGAUGAGGUGCCAUUGAAUUCCAUCCGAGUUCAGCAGUAUAUGACAUGGCAAGAAUCCAGGGGUGACUCUUUUCGAGGAUAUAAAUAA
Molecule: messenger RNA, 1020 nt
Organism: Penicillium psychrosexuale
Lineage: Eukaryota; Fungi; Ascomycota; Eurotiomycetes; Eurotiales; Aspergillaceae
Exons: 4
Coding region: 1-1020 (339 amino acids)
Source: RefSeq, a predicted model, not a curated record